AUGUACACAUAAUAUAAUCAUAUGAUCAUGUGAUUCCCGUCCCUUCCCUUCGACUAUAUAAAGGACCUUUCUGUAGACUCUCUUCUGUUUUCAGGCAAACAGACAAUUUCAGAGAUUCACCAUGAGACAUUUCAUUCUUCUUCUGUUACUUUCUUCUGUAUGUUUCUUCACUAUGAGUGAAGUUGUAGAUAAAUUUGACAAAUGCAAACAGUUUUUCUUGGACAAUACCGCUCCUGUCUUCACACCAGAGGACGUCUCUCUCAAACCCAUCUGUCAGUGUCUUCUGGAUGACAAAUCUCAGCCAAUUUAUCUUUAUGCAACUUUGUACAGCACGAGUCUGAAGAUCCCCGUCUUCUCGGCGAAUGUGUAUAACCGCAGCAGAACCAUUGGGAGAUGUGACGCCUGGUACAUUGAACCUCAGCUGGAUGUACCUUCUAUCAAUGAUAAAUGUAUGUUGUCCCAAGGUAAUGGUAACAAUAUUGGCACUAAUCAGGCUCCGAACAGCGACUAUCAUAAAUCUAAGUAUGACAGAGGUCAUCUCUAUCCUGUGCUCCACACCAACAAUCAUCUGCCACACCGACCAACGCAGCUCCACAGAAGUUGACUUUCAAUCGUAACACAUGGCUGAGACAUGAGGAAGCUGUAAUGACGGACCUGAACUCCUGUGAUAAGGAGGCGUAUGUGGUGACUGGUGUAGUUCCUGACAUGGACGUCCCUAAACUGAAGAAUAGAGUCUAUGUGUCAAAGUAUUUCUGGAGAGCCACCUGCUGUCUGAAGGAUGGUCAGUACACAGGGUUGGGCUACUAUGGACCGGACGAGAAAGGCAAAGUGAAGACUUUAACAAAAGCAGAACUUAACAAAAAGCUCCAAAAAUUAUACAAUGUUAAAAAUCCCAUCUCAAUUUUUCCAGGCAGAAAUCACCAAAAACCGAAUAGAAAAUGUGGGCGGCAAUAACCCUGUGAUGCAGUUCAUUGACACAGUUUAUAUGUUCCUCUUGUGUAACUCUUGUGUUCUUCUUUCAUAUUUGCCCUUGAAUUAUGUGUUUGAAACUCCAUAGAUAGAUCAUAGAAAUGUGUAAAUUAGGCCACAUUUCCAGUUCCCCAUCCUCUUUGUCCAGACGGACUCGUGGCCUUGUGUGAGUCUGAAACAGCAGACAUGACUGUACACAUCCAUCUCUGCUUGAUUAUCUGAUUUCAGACCAGCAGAUGGAGACAGAGACUGACACCGCAGAUUUCAGCACUAGCAUUUUUAUAAAGCCUUAAAUUACUUAAGAAAUAUGUUUAAAUUCAUAUUUUCCUCACAGCUCAGAUUUCGAGAUUUGGGAGUGCUGUACCACUUUUUGCUUUAACAAUCAUAACUAACUGGGUUGAGUGGGUUCUCAAACUUUAAUAUACUGUACAUUUCUUCAAUAUAUACAUAAAUUUCAUAAUAUACAUCUUCUUCAAAUCAAAGUUGUAAAUACAGAAAUAAACACACACACACACACACACACACACACACAUACAAUGCAUGUAUAAAAUAAACAAAGCUAGUCUUUGAUGCAUGAUUUGGGGGCACAGUUUCAGAUCAGUUUUGAGAUCUUUUUCCAGUUGAUCAUCAUAUGUAUUACCAGCAGAUGGAGACAGAGGCAGAAUUCAGGCUUAUUCAAGGACAGCUUUUAUUUAUUUAGUUGUAUUAUUAUUAUUAUUAUUGUAUUUUUCUUUGCUUGAGCUAUGUGUAUCUGGGGGAGAAUGGGAAAAUAUCAUAUAUGUGUGUAUACAGUACAUCUACAAGAAUGCUGGCCGGCAAAAUAAAGAGAAAGAUA
Molecule: messenger RNA, 1804 nt
Organism: Carassius auratus (goldfish)
Lineage: Eukaryota; Metazoa; Chordata; Actinopteri; Cypriniformes; Cyprinidae
Product: endonuclease domain-containing 1 protein-like
Exons: 2
Coding region: 122-604 (160 amino acids)
Source: RefSeq, a predicted model, not a curated record